AAUACCCCUCUCGAGGCAAAAAAACCGACUCUUUGCUCUCAGCCACUUCUCUCCGUACUCUGCCUCGGUGCCCACUCCUGCUUGGCGCACUCUUUCUCUCUGGUUCUCAGAUUCGCCGAUCGGACGGGUCGUCCCUCUCACUACCAAUGACCAUGAUGACUCCUCCGGCGUUAGAUCAAGAGGAGGAGGAGAUGCUGGUGCCGCAUUCGGAUUUAGUCGAGGGUCCUCAGCCUAUGGAAGUCGUGGCGCAAGUGGAGCCUGCAAGUACGGUGGAGAAUCAGCCAGUGGAGGACCCGCCAUCCAUGAAGUUCACGUGGACAAUUGAGAAUUUUACUAGGUUGAAUACCAAGAAGCACUACUCGGAUGUUUUUGUCGUUGGCAGUUAUAAAUGGAGGGUACUUAUCUUUCCAAAAGGGAACAAUGUGGACCACUUGUCAAUGUAUUUAGAUGUCGCGGAUUCUGCUGCAUUGCCAUACGGCUGGAGUAGAUACGCUCAAUUCAGUUUGGCUGUGGUUAAUCAGGCUCACAGCAAGUACUCAAUAAGAAAGGACACCCAACACCAGUUCACUGCAAGAGAGAGCGACUGGGGUUUUACAUCAUUCAUGCCUCUCAGUGAUCUUUAUGACCCAACUAGAGGUUACCUUGUCAAUGAUACAUGUGUUGUGGAAGCUGAGGUUGCAGUCCGUAAGGUGCUGGAUUACUGGUCAUAUGACUCAAAGAAGGAGACUGGUUAUGUUGGACUUAAGAACCAAGGAGCAACAUGUUACAUGAACUCUCUGCUACAGACUCUCUACCAUAUUCCUUACUUUAGAAAGGCUGUGUACCAUAUGCCAACUACUGAAAAUGACAUGCCUUCAGGAAGCAUUCCUUUGGCAUUACAGAGUCUAUUCUACAAGCUUCAAUAUAAUGACAGCAGUGUGGCAACUAAAGAAUUGACCAAGUCUUUCGGAUGGGAUACGUAUGAUUCCUUCAUGCAACAUGAUGUGCAAGAACUCAAUAGAGUUUUGUGUGAAAAGCUUGAAGAUAAAAUGAAGGGCACUGUUGUGGAGGGGACAAUACAACAGUUAUUUGAAGGGCACCACAUGAAUUACAUUGAAUGCAUCAACGUGGACUACAAAUCUACAAGAAAGGAAUCAUUUUAUGACCUCCAGCUUGAUGUCAAAGGCUGUCGCGACGUUUAUGCUUCUUUUGACAAGUAUGUGGAAGUUGAACGUCUUGAGGGUGAUAACAAAUACCAUGCUGAAGAACAUGGUUUGCAGGAUGCUAAGAAGGGUGUCUUGUUUAUUGACUUUCCCCCAGUUCUUCAACUUCAGCUUAAGCGGUUUGAAUAUGAUUUCAUGAGGGACACUAUGGUAAAGAUAAAUGAUCGCUAUGAAUUUCCUCUUCAACUUGAUCUUGAUAGGGAGAAUGGAAAAUAUCUAUCACCUGAAGCAGAUAAGAGUGCUCGCAACCUUUACACACUUCAUAGUGUCUUGGUCCAUAGUGGCGGGGUGCAUGGUGGGCACUACUAUGCUUUUAUCAGGCCAACCCUCUCAGAUCAGUGGUUCAAAUUUGAUGAUGAGCGGGUUACCAAAGAAGAUGUAAAGAGGGCAUUAGAAGAGCAGUAUGGUGGUGAGGAAGAGUUGCCACCAGCCAAUCCUGGCUUCAAUAACACUCCUUUUAAAUUCACAAAAUACUCAAACGCUUACAUGCUUGUGUAUAUACGUGAAAGUGACAAGGAGAAAAUAAUCUGUAAUGUUGAUGAGAAGGAUAUAGCCGAACACCUGAGGAUAAGAUUGAAGAAAGAACAAGAAGAGAAGGAGGACAAGAGAAGAUAUAAAGCACAAGCCCACUUGUAUACUAUUAUAAAGGUUGCACGAGAUGAAGACCUUGCAGAACAGAUUGGAAAGGAUAUAUAUUUUGACCUCGUGGAUCAUGACAAAGUUCAUAGUUUUCGUAUUCAGAAACAGACAUCCUUUAGUCUUUUCAAGGAGGAUGUUGCCAAAGAGUUUGGCAUACCAGUGCAAUUUCAGCGGUUUUGGAUUUGGGCAAAGAGGCAAAACCAUACAUAUCGUCCUAAUCGACCAUUGAGUCCUCAGGAGGAAGCACAAUCUGUUGGACAGUUGAGGGAGGUAUCAAAUAAGACACAUAAUGCAGAACUUAAAUUGUUUUUGGAAGUAGAGCUUGGACUGGAUCUGCGUCCUAUAACCCCUCCUGACAAAGCUAAAGAAGAUAUUCUUCUUUUCUUCAAGCUUUAUGACCCUGAGAAAGGAGAAUUACGAUAUGUUGGUAGGCUUUUUGUAAAGAGUUCUGCUAAGCCCAUAGAAAUACUAGAAAAACUCAACCAAAUGGCUGGAUUUGCCCCUGAUGAGGAGAUAGAACUUUACGAGGAAAUAAAGUUUGAGCCCUGUGUCAUGUGCGAGCACCUUGAUAAGAGGACCUCAUUUCGAUUAAGUCAGAUUGAGGAUGGGGACAUUAUCUGCUUCCAGAAGUAUCCUCGACCUGAAAGUGAAGAAGAGUACCGAUAUCCAGAUGUUUCAUCGUUUUUGGAAUAUGUACACAACCGUCAGGUUGUUCAUUUUCGAUCUUUGGAGAGACCAAAGGAGGAUGACUUUUGUCUAGAGUUGUCAAAGGUCCACAGCUAUGAUGAUGUUGUGGAGAGAGUGGCACCGCGAAUUGGCUUGGAGGAUCCUUCCAAACUUAGACUCACAUCGCACAACUGCUAUUCUCAGCAGCCAAAGCCCCAACCUAUUAAAUAUCGAGGAGUAGAGCAUUUAUCAGAUAUGCUAGUCCAUUACAAUCAGACCUCUGAUAUAUUGUACUAUGAAGUUUUGGACAUCCCUCUGCCAGAAUUGCAAGGUCUUAAAAAUCUGAAAGUUGCUUUUCAUCAUGCUACAAAGGAUGAAGUGGUAAUUCAUAAUAUCAGAUUACCUAAACAGAGCACGGUUGGAGAUGUGAUUAAUGUACUGAAAACAAAGGUAGAAUUAUCUCAUCCAAAUGCAGAAGUUAGAUUACUUGAAGUUUUCUAUCACAAGAUCUAUAAGAUUUUUCCGCUCCAUGAAAAAAUCGAGAAUAUAAAUGACCAGUACUGGACAUUGCGUGCAGAGGAGAUCCCUGAAGAGGAGAAAAAUCUUGGCUCCCAUGAUCGUUUGAUCCAUGUUUAUCAUUUCACCAAAGAGCCUGCACAAAGCCAAAUGCAAGUCCAAAAUUUUGGGGAACCCUUUUUCUUGGUAAUACAUGAAGCAGAGACAUUAGCGGAAGUCAAAGUGCGAAUCCAAAAGAAGUUGCAGGUUCCAGAUGAGGAGUUUCUAAAGUGGAAGUUUGCCUUUUUGUCAAUGAGUCGUCCAGAGUACCUGCAGGAUUCUGACAUUGUAUCCAGUCGUUUUCAGAGAAGAGAUGUCUAUGGAGCGUGGGAGCAGUACCUUGGAUUGGAACACUCUGAUAAUACCCCAAAGAGGGCUUAUUCAGUAAAUCAGAACCGUCACACAUUUGAGAAGCCAGUUAAAAUAUACAACUAGGUUAGAGCUGAUUAUCUUCCACCAGAACAUGAGCUGUACGAGCAUCCUUCAAAGCCACAAUGGCAUAUGUGGAAAUGGAGGGGAUGAGAACAAUCGUUACAGUUGAAAAAUUAGUAGUAAAGCUUCACAUUGAUUUUACUUCCAUGAGGCUUGACUUUUGGUUUGUAGGUUGUAAUAUUCUUUCUCCAAGUUGGGUGGGGGAAGGUUUGAGGUUUUCCCUUCUGAUUUAGCGCAGUUAUAUUGUUGAUGCGCCCUGCUUGUGCUCUGCCCUGUUUCUUUUUCUUACUGAAGUCACUUCCUUUUGAGAGGGUGGCUUUCCAUAUACAGCUCCAGUGUAUUUUAGCAGUACAUAAAGAAGAUUUUGACGAGAUGUAUAUCAGGUAUAGUUAGUUUUGUUUAGCAUUCAUUAUUA
This is a messenger RNA of Juglans microcarpa x Juglans regia, 3909 nucleotides long. Its product is annotated as ubiquitin C-terminal hydrolase 12. Gene Ontology annotation, cellular component: cytosol; nucleus. Lineage: Eukaryota; Viridiplantae; Streptophyta; Magnoliopsida; Fagales; Juglandaceae. Gene Ontology annotation, molecular function: protein binding; cysteine-type deubiquitinase activity; cysteine-type endopeptidase activity. Gene Ontology annotation, biological process: regulation of protein stability; protein deubiquitination. The record is from RefSeq and is a predicted model, not a curated record. Bases 147 to 3497 code for a protein of 1116 amino acids. The transcript has 32 exons.